GUCAUCUACGGCCAAGGUAUAGAAAUUAAAUAUGACCUGUAUAAUCCUAACCUUAUCAGUAUAGAGUGUCUGAAGACAGAAAAGCGACUUGACUCUGAGCUGUUUUAUCUGCGAGACUGCCCUCAUGAAUAUUCCACGUUCCCCUUAAACAUGGAGAAAGUGCCGGCACCCAAAGGGAAAGAUGUUCCAGUUAAUGAUAUCAGAGUGCCAUUGAAUUCUCCCCCAUGGCUGGAGAGAUGGGAGAGAAGAAAAGAUCUGAAGGGGAUCACCGGAAAUGAUCGCAGACUGACAGCGAGACAACAGCGGAGGGCAGUUCUCUCCGAGAAACCGUGGCGGGAAAACGACAUCAUGUUAGAAUACAGACACUCCCUGAGAGAUGAUGAAGUCAUCCACAUCAAAAACAUCGUAGACAGAUUCCAGGCUCGAGAACAACAGAGGAAGGCCGAGGCUGAGAAAAACAAUGCCCCACAAACCUGAACUGUUACUUCCUUCAAAAUACAUAUAAUAAAUGAAAAAA
Saccostrea cuccullata (small rock oyster) is the source of this 517-nucleotide messenger RNA. RefSeq names its product large ribosomal subunit protein bL19m-like. The annotation marks the transcript as partial. Gene Ontology annotation, biological process: translation. Gene Ontology annotation, cellular component: ribosome; mitochondrial large ribosomal subunit. NCBI's taxonomy places the organism in Eukaryota, Metazoa, Mollusca, Bivalvia, Ostreida, Ostreidae. The transcript has 3 exons. The record is from RefSeq and is a predicted model, not a curated record. Gene Ontology annotation, molecular function: structural constituent of ribosome.